GUCUCUAUAGUAGUAAUCGUAGUAUGCUCGACAAUAAUAGAUGUAUGCCUUUCGAACAUGGUUGAGUGGUCUCAGUACCAACAUCAGGACAACGAAAAACGCACAUACAAAUUUGGGUACGAAAUCGAAGACCCGAAAACAAAUAAUGUUCAAUUUAGAAACGAACAGCGCCAUGAAAACGGAAGCGUUACAGGAAGCUACGGACAUUUACAACCCGAUGGUAACAUACAGGUCGUCCAUUAUGUCGCUGAUGGGAAAGGCUACAGGGCGAGGAUAGAGAAUAGCGGCGAUAAAAGACAGAAUUUAUCUCCAGAAAUGGAGUCUGCUUUACGAACAAGGGAGGUGUACAAAAAACAGACCAUCUUCGAGCAGAGGUUAAGACCGUACGAUCAGGAGAAGGAGAAACUUAUAAGUGCCAAAAAGAAAACGCUUUGAUAG
Molecule: messenger RNA, 438 nt
Organism: Photinus pyralis (common eastern firefly)
Lineage: Eukaryota; Metazoa; Arthropoda; Insecta; Coleoptera; Lampyridae
Product: larval cuticle protein 16/17-like
Exons: 2
Coding region: 58-435 (125 amino acids)
Cellular component (GO): extracellular matrix
Source: RefSeq, a predicted model, not a curated record